UAUGAACCAACAACACAAGCAUGCACCCUGCCUCUUUUUGUGUGCAAAUGUGAGAAUGAGAAAAGAUGAUCUGUGUGCAUGAGAGGGAGAGCGUGUAAAUCGAAUGUACUGAAUGUUAGUCUACGUUAAGUCCACCUGUUAAUCCUGUGUGUGUCUCAGAAUCUUUUAUCCCCCUUUGUAGUUUGUGUCUGUUGUCUCAAGUUUAUGUAUUGCGUCAUGAAACUAACAGCACAUGACAUAUCCUGAGACACACACAUGUACAGAACACACACAGCCAUCCUCAAUCCCCCUCCUCCCUUGUUUGCUCUUUUAGACUGCUCUUGCAUGGCUUUCUGCUCUGCCUCUGCAUGUUCUAGUGCUGCGUCUUUUAGUGAGUAUCUGGCACACACGUGUUCUGCUCAGCCUCUGAUGGUGUGCUCCUUCACUUCUAGAUCCUGUGCUCCUUCACUUUGUUCCUCGCCCUGGCUUUUUUGUGUUUAGCUUUAAGUCACUGUGAGCAUAACUACAGUUGAAUGCAUGAUUUACUUUUUUUUUUGCAGUGUAUCCAGGGCUUAACAGUAACAUUUGCCAUUUUGAGGAACUGGCAACAUUUGUUGGCCUUUUAGCAUAGAAAAAAGCAACAAAAAGACAAAAAAACAGAACGUGCACCCCAAAUACAUAAGAUUUUAAUAAUUGUUGCAUCAUUGAUAGUUGAUUGAAAUAACCAAAACCAGAUAAUACUGCACCGCAUUAGUGCAUUUGGUUGCGUGCAGACAGGCAUCUGUUUUAGAGAUAAUGGUGAAGUGAUUUAAGUUGUUUAACUAUGGGGUAAAACUUUCCACUUAUCACUGGAUUUAACUGUCAAAGAACCUGAAUGGAAAAAGAAGAGGCUUCAGCUAGAUGGAAAAGCAUGCAAUGCAUGUGUAUAAUAUACAUGUCUGAAGUGAUACAUUAGGCUCAGUAGUUCAAGGUAGCACACUGUAAUGCUUACAGUAAAAAUGCUUUUAUUCUUUUAGGCCACACUGUUACUAUUAUCUUCUGUAUAACUGCAUUAUUAACUCGAGUAUAGGGUGACUCAAAAUGGCAACCACAUUUUCAGUUUGGCAAACAAAAGCUGAUGUGUGGUAAUGUGUGCUAUUUGAUUCUGGUGUGAUUCUGCCAGCCACUUUCAGUUAGUGUUGAGCCCUGGUAUCUGUGCCUUGCUGUGUGUGAGACUGUGUCUGUCAGGGAUGUAAACACCUGUAGGUGAUUCUGUAAUGGUCCGACUGCUCCACAUCUUUCUGUUGAUGGUUAUUGUUUGAGUUCUAAUGGGGACUUCACUGAGAUACAUUUUUACAAACGCCUCUACAGGUUAUCUUGUCCCUGUGCCUGUUGGGGACUUUGUCACAUUUCUCUGUGAUGUUUGCAUCCCUUUUGUGCAUGUUUGUGUGAGACAGAUUGUUAGCUGAGAGCUAUGCACGAGUUUCCUGCUGCUUUCCCAUGGCUUUAAAUGAAAUUACAGGGGCAUAGAGAGUGGGUAAAAACAAACUUUUUUUCCCCUUUUUUUUCCUUCUUUUACACUGUAUUGCAAUGUUGUGGUGUUGGUUCUUGUGUGCGUCUCUUUUUUCCCUCUCUGGCUCUCUGGCUACAUUUGGAUUGGGAUGUUUCUCACUGCUUGUGUCCAAAUCGAUCCUCUGUCUUCCUACCUCUGCGUGCCGAUUGGUCCAGGUCUCCCCUUGCCCAUGGAUGCCGCUCCACCCACAACAGCCCAGUGCAUUCGGCCUGCAGCUCCCAGAGACUGUCCCAGAACUUCUCUGUCUCUGUACCCACACUCAUCUUCACUGGAAUGGGCAGUGGGGGCAGCGCCGGGAAGGAGGCAGGGCCUCUGAAGACCCUGCUCAGACAGCAGACGCAGACGGCUCUCGAGCAGAGGGAGUUCCCCUUCUUCACUUUGGCGUCUUUCCCACCUGGUUUUCUGGUUCAUGUCGGUGGAGUGGUCAGCGCCCGCUCUGUCAAACUACUGGACCGUAUACACAACCCUGAUGAGCCAGAGACUCGUGAUGCCUGGUGGGAGGAGAUUCGCCAGGAGAUCAAAUCUCAUGCCAAAGCUCUUGGUUGCCAUGCUGUUGUGGGGUACAGUGAAAGCACCAGCAUCUGUGAGGAGGUGUGUAUACUGUCAGCAUCAGGGACAGCAGCCAUCCUGAAUCCUCGAUAUAUGCGUGAAGGCUGCCUAGACAUUGGAAUCGCUGACCACAGGUUUGAGGAGCCUUCUCCGCCAAGCUGUGGCUUCUGCCACAUCCCAUAUGAUGAACUCAACAUGCCCUUUCCCGCCCAGCUCACAUACUGUUACCACUGCAGACGACAAAAGGUUCCCGAUGUGCUGUUCACCACAAUCGACCUGCCACCAGAAGCAGCUGUCACAGGGAAGGGCUGCCUUAUUCAGGCCAGAUUGUGUCGUUUGAAAAAGAAAGCCCAGGGGGAAGUGAACGCGACGGCCAUCUCCAACCUGCUGCCUUUCAUGGAGUACGAGCUGCACACUCAGCUGAUGAACAAGCUGAAGCUGCGGAGCAUGAACGCUCUGUUUGGCUUACACAUACAGAUCAGUGUCGGAGAGAACAUGCUCCUGGGUCUGGCUUCUGCUACAGGAGUGUACCUGACAGCCCUGCCAGCACCAGGGGGCAUCCAGAUUGCUGGGAAGACUCCUGGUGACCUGAGCAAUGAGCACCACAUCCUCACCAUCCAGAAAAGGAUCAAUGACACCAUAGCCAAGAACAAAGAGCUCUAUCAAAUAAACCCUCCGGAGCUAACAGAGGAAGUGGUGGGUUCUCCAAUCCCUGAGCCGAGGCAAAGAUCCAGACUUUUCCGCUCGCACUCAGAAAGCUCAGACGAACUGUCAGAACUGGACCUCUCCCAUGGCAAGAAGGAUGCCUUUGUCCUGGAGAUUGAUGACACUGAUGCUGUGGAGGACAUCCACUCCCUCCUCACUGAUGCUCCUACCCCUGCAGGUUUCUACUCCUGCAACACUGAAAUCAUGCCUGGGAUUUUCAACUGGACUUCAGGAGUUCAGAUGUUUACAUCAGUGAGGGUCUUUCGGUUGAGUAAUGCCAAUCUUACUAACCAGGGCUUGAACAAGAUCUUCACUGACUUAUGUGAGAAUCUACUAAAGAGUUUUUACUUCAAGUUGCGCUCUAUGAUCCCUUGCUGUCUGUGUCAGCUCAACUUCACUGUAGCAGUGCCAGAAGAAGAACUCAUACAGGUCACAGUGACAGCAGUUGCAAUGACGUUUGACAAAGACCAGACUCAGGAGAAGAUAGCAGACAAGCCCACCUCCAAAGGAGGCAGUGAGACUGAAGAGCAGCUGCAGUUUCCCAUGGAGUUAUGUGCAGACUUAACAACCGCUAACACUCAGCCAUCAUCCAAAAUCUCAGGUACAGUCUCUUUACUCACCCCAGCUGCAAAACUCUGCCAAAAUCAGCUGGUUAUGGUUCGUUCACCAGGUGUCCCAGAGAGUAUCAACGUCUCCACCAGAGCUGCCUCCGUUGAUUACGGUUCCUUUGCAGACAGAUGCAGCACCUGGCUAGAGCUGCUUAGGCUGAAAGCUCACACCAUAAGACGAGGAUCAGUUAAGACAAGUAGGAGGACACAGUCUCUAGCACACUCCGUCUCAUCUUCGGAGCGCUGCAGCCCCCUGCCUGAGGGACGUUCCCGCUCGCUGCGUUCCAACCGCUCAUUUGGGAGCAGUUCGGUCACUGUGGUGAAGAUGACACCGCUCUCAUUCCUCCCCGGGACACGCAUCAUUAAAUACCUUGGAAUCAUCAACAUGUUUUUUAUAAGAGAGACGACAUCGUUACGGGAGGAAGGUGGUGUAAGCGGCUUCCUCCAUUCUUUUAUAGCAGAGGUGUUCGCGAUGGUUCGAGCCCAUGUAGCAGCCCUGGGUGGCAAUGCAGUGGUGUCCUACAGCAUGAAAGAGUGUGUGUUAAUGGAAAAUCCAAACAAGAACCAGGCUCAGUGUCUCAUUAAUGUGAGUGGUGACGCUGUCAUCUGUGUGAGGGAAACGGACCAGGAGCCCACUUCCUCGAUGACAAGUAUCGGACAGACCUGCGCCAGCGCAACAGACGGAGCUACAUGACAGUGAAACACAGAGCCUCACUUUGUCUGCAGGACGCACAAUCUGAGUGAACACGCUAUGAGUCUAGCCGUCCAAAUAUGAGUGAUUUAUAUCUGCCUUAAAACUCUGUAAAAGAUCCAAAGGUUUGGACACAGGAAAUAAAGAACAAGUACUCACACACACUCAAAAACAAGCAUUCUGUAAUAAUGUGUAAUUGCAGGAUGUUUCUUUUUUCUGUUAAGAGAGAUUUGUGUAGAAAAUAUUGAUGUAGCUCUUUGUUUAUUAGGUAAUCUGGGUGAUUCAAAACGGCCAUCGGCAUCUAACUUUUUCCCAUGUAUUACAUCCAUCCAUAUUGAGGUCACCCAAAACUACAGUAUGUUGGCCAUUCCUCUGUGUGUGGGCACAAACUGACACUUGAGGCAGCUAUGACUAAUUUGUCCGUCCACAGCUCACAGGAGGAAUCAUUAAAAGGCCAUGCCAAAAGGGACUCCGUUGUAUACCAUCACAUAAUUUAAAAACACUCAGUAUUUGGCUCUGUUGCAAGUAACUUGCAGAUUUAAGUCCCAUCUGCUCAUUUCAGAGUAGCCACGUAAUAAGCAUGUCAAGCAAGGCAAGUAUUGGAAUGUCAACAAAGCUGGGGCUCUUCUAAAUAGAAAAUUCUCACUAGAAUUUAAAUUUUGAAACAAUGCACACAACCCUGUGAUGCCAUUUUGUUAUAUUAUCUACUUGUUAAUCUGUCCAGUUUUAAUGUCUAAAGUAAUUUUUGUAUUAUUUUGUCAAUGAAUAACCUUCCUAAUUAUUGUCACAGUAUUGCUCACAGGCAGUAUCCUGCAGAUAAUCAAAUUUUCUCAGAAAGUGUCAAAUAAUCAUUAAAAAAAGCUGGAGUUACUGGCAUAUGCACAUAUUUUUGUAGGGCAACAUUUUUCCAUUCAAAGCAGCCAUUACUAUGUAUUUCUGUGACUCUUUUGUAAAUUAAAAAAUCUGGAUUUUUUUAUUGCGUCAUCUUAAAUGGUUGAAUGGCAUAAUGUAUUCUUUUUAUUCACAUACAUGUGGAGUGGGAGGGAAAAUGGUGAUGAUUAUAAUGGGUAUAAUGUGGUCCUUUGGGGUCUCACACUAGGGAUGUUACAUAGGAUAAACUCUUGGAGAUUGUUUUGACUGAAAUAACCCUUUGACACUGUGUACUGAAGGAACUCACACCUUACUUGCAGCACUAAGCUCAGUUCCUCUUCCUGAUGCUUCUUGCGGUCUGUCAUAUUUCACAUACCUGUUGUUGAUCUUCAUCACUGUUGCUUUGGCACUUAUGUUCUAAAUAAUACUCCUGCUACUGAUCUGUCCAUCUUCAACAUUGAUGUCUAAUGCUGGGAAAAAAAGCAUAUUCUGGUGGAGGUGCCACCUGAAAAUAUCCUGUGUAAAUGUUCUCUAAAAUCAGAUUUUAGUAUUUUUGUCAGAUAAAGAGUAUGAAACCUACAGCUCAUUUUGCCUGUGCAAAUAAUUCCUGAGGUUUUAACUCACUUUGUCAGAGAAU
Centropristis striata (black sea bass) is the source of this 5591-nucleotide messenger RNA. It is a transcript of the gene c2cd5, whose product is annotated as C2 calcium dependent domain containing 5. The record is from RefSeq and is a predicted model, not a curated record. Bases 1469 to 4087 code for a protein of 872 amino acids. Gene Ontology annotation, molecular function: calcium-dependent phospholipid binding; calcium ion binding. The transcript is spliced from 22 exons. Gene Ontology annotation, biological process: positive regulation of vesicle fusion; positive regulation of protein targeting to membrane; positive regulation of D-glucose transmembrane transport. Gene Ontology annotation, cellular component: plasma membrane. Lineage: Eukaryota; Metazoa; Chordata; Actinopteri; Perciformes; Serranidae.